GAAUAGAAAGGUAUUUCAGUAAUCCCUUAAGAUCUCAGCACAGGUAACGUAAUAGACAUAUCUCAUUCCAUCUGUAAAACAACACAGGUCAGGUAUCUAACUAACACUAACACAGCAGUGAUUCAGUCAGUCACAUGACACAGAACCGCCUCUGGAAGGCUGGACUUCAGACAAAUUCAAACUAUGAACAACGCCAGUGAUUAAUCCCCAACCACACACAUUCACAUACACACAUUUACAUACACAUAUCGAUUAAUCCUCCUGUGCAGAAUGGCCAGUGACGACCCAUAUGCGCUUUAUCAUGGACUUUUUCUCCCAAAGAUUGCACACACUGAGGACAGCCUCAAAUAUUUCGAGUCGUUUAAAUUCCAGGACAACGACGUGAUUGCAGUUACAUAUCCCAAGUCUGGUACAACUUGGAUGCAAGAAAUUCUUCCCUUGCUCCUGAAUGGAGGGGAUUUAACUUCAGUACUGACCAUUCCAAACUGGGACAGAGUACCAUGGCUUGAGGAGACACAUGCUGCUAAAGUUAUGGACAAGCUGACUGCUCCACGUGCCUUUGUUACCCAUAUGCCUUAUAACCUGAUGCCUUCUACUUUCUUUUCCUCUGCGGCUAAGGUCAUUUAUAUUUCACGAAACCCAAAAGAUAUCGUGGUUUCUUCAUUCCAUUUUCAUAGAAUGGCCAGUUUUCUGCGUGACCCAGGAACAUUUGAAGAAUUUGUUGACAAAUUCCUAGCAGGGGAAGUGAUCUUCGGAAAGUGGACAGAUCAUGUGAAGUGCUGGAAUAACACAGAUUUAGGAGACAGAAUUCUCUACAUCACGUAUGAGGAAAUGAUCCAGGAUCUGCACGGAGCUCUCGAACGCAUUUUGCACUUUCUUGGUAAGCACAUGAGCAAAGAUGUUCUGAAACGCGUGUGUGAACACUGUGAGUUCAAAUCCAUGAAGCAAAACAACAUGUCCAACUACUCACUGGUGCCGCAGACAAUAAUGGACAACGAGAAAUCUUCUUUUCUCAGAAAAGGCAUAGUUGGAGAUUGGAAGAAUUAUUUCAGCCCAGAGUUGGAGUUGAAAUUCAAUGCGUCCAUUUCAGAAGGACUGAAGGGAACGGACAUCGCUUUCCCCUGGGAUGAAAAAGACAAAUUAAAUCCCACUUCUUAAAAUAAUAAAAUAAUGAUUGUAUUAUAACAUAAUAUAGCAAAUAUACAUAUUUUUAGGAUGUUUAAAAUGGGCAAAAAAGUAGCUGAACCUUAUAAUAAGAUACAAUAGCUAAAUUACAGUUAACUGUGCUAACUUUUGCAAGUCACAAAUUAUUCUAACAGUAUAGAAAUUAUUAAAAGUUAUUAACACCAACAGGCACAUUUUUUUACAACUUGGCCAUUUUGUGGCAAAAGUGAGAAUACAGAAGCAUCCAGAUGCACAGAUCAUUGCUUUUUAUAGGUCAGUGGUUAUAAAAUACAUAAAUAGUUCUCUUGCACAACAACACUUUUAAAGCUAAUUAUUAAAUAAGUACAAAAAGGUCAGCUCACUGACAAUUCCAUUGUUUUUGUUUUGUGAAUAGAACGAUAUUUCUAAAACAAAAUUUCAGAAUUAUUAUUAACACAUAUACAUUGUGACUGAAUAUGAUAAAUCUAAUGAAAUCUGUAAAAAAAAAAAAAGAAAAAAGCAUUA
Messenger RNA from Silurus meridionalis, 1668 nucleotides. It is a transcript of the gene sult2st3, whose product is annotated as sulfotransferase family 2, cytosolic sulfotransferase 3. Gene Ontology annotation, molecular function: sulfotransferase activity. The coding region runs from base 271 to 1158 and encodes 295 amino acids. Lineage: Eukaryota; Metazoa; Chordata; Actinopteri; Siluriformes; Siluridae. Gene Ontology annotation, cellular component: cytoplasm. The transcript has 6 exons. Gene Ontology annotation, biological process: sulfation. The record is from RefSeq and is a predicted model, not a curated record.